Eremothecium cymbalariae DBVPG#7215 is the source of this 1356-nucleotide messenger RNA. RefSeq lists its product as uncharacterized. Lineage: Eukaryota; Fungi; Ascomycota; Saccharomycetes; Saccharomycetales; Saccharomycetaceae. The record is from RefSeq and is a predicted model, not a curated record. The coding region runs from base 1 to 1356 and encodes 451 amino acids. The transcript has a single exon.
AUGUCAUUAUUCAAUGCCAAGAACAAGAAUCGAAGGCCUAAGUUUCUUUUAUAUUUAGAAGUCAAGGAGCUUUCGAAUAUUCCACAAUCUUCAGGAUACUGUUAUGUUAAAUGGCAUUUAAAGGAUGGUACUGGGACGUCUUCGUAUCACGAUAAAGGUUCUAAGGAUGUUGCAGGGAACCAUGUUCCAUCAAGUAAUCAGAGUAAAGGUUCCACUCUACCGGUUAUGGUCAAGAAUCAUAAAGCUCAAUGGAAUUAUCGUUUAGAAUCGCCAGCAAGAGUAAAAAUGUUUGUGGAUAAAGAUAAGAACCUAUGCAGUAAGGUUUUAAUGUUGGAUAUUUAUUUUGAAUUUCUCGAUAGCGAAGGUUUAAAUGGAAAGAACGUAAUUCCGUCACCCAACUCAAGCAUCACGUCCAACCAUAAUAUAACUCCAUCGAGCGCAACUACCCCAACAAGCACUGUAUAUACGAAAAAGGUAUCGGGGAAGCUACUUCUCGGCGCUGUGAGCACUGAUCUUGUUGAAUACGUUAAUGGGCAGCAAACAGCGACUACUAAGAGGCUUUUAUUACAAAAGUCUAAAAUUAAUUCUAUUCUGACAAUAAACAUACAAAUGCAGUUGAUACGAGGAACUUACGAUGACUUCAAUUUACCACUUUCCAUAAGACCUGCUGGGAAUAGCAGGAUUGGGUUGAAUGAGAUGUUUGAGGAAACUGCGUCUGAUUUUGCAUCUCCUGUAAUUAGUAUCCCACAUCCUUCUAGAGCCAGCUCUCCUUCAAUUAGCGUGACUAGUGCACUACACCAUACGGCUACUUCUCCUUUGAGACGACUUCCAAAAUAUGAUGGCCUAUUAUCGAUGACUUUUAGUAAUCCUUUGAUAGAAAAGUUGUAUCAAAAGACAUUUCAAGUUUCAUGGGACCGCAGACCUGGAGAAUUUACUCCACGAGAAUGUGUAGAGGAUAUAAUAGAUGGUGGAGAUGGGUGGGCGAAGAAUGAAUUGGGACUAAAUGUGAUGGAUUUGCAGUUCAUCUGUGACGAAGAUGGGAGUAAAAUCAAUUAUAUGCACUCAACCCCUAGACCAUUAUUGGAUCCAUCUUCACCUCCUAUGCUAAUUAUGCCUACUCCUCGACUAGCUGUUUCACACACAAAUAAAAACAUAUUGAGUCCUGAGGCGCGUGAUGACUGGGAAUUGUUAAGUGCCAGGCAAAGGAAACAAAUCAGGGCUAAAUGCAAAAGGGGGCUUUCACUCAAAGCUCUAAAAAGUUCCGAAGAAGAUAACGUUGAUGCAUCUGUAGACGAAACAUCUCCUCAGCAGCUAAAGGACGAUCGAAGUUGGAAAAUUAAUCACAUCCUACCUUAA